UGGAAUACAAUGGAACAAAGCUAAUUCUUUCCCUUUCCCAUUUUUGCAUUCUUACAUUGCCUAUGAAUGGUAACCUUGAACAGGCAUUUUACUUACACUUAUGAUACAUUUUACUUACACUUAUGAUUUCCUUUGCUGUGUAAAACAUAGCAUUUUUGGAGACAGCAUGAACUGAGCUUGUUGACUGCCUGAAGAAUGCAACUAUUAUGGAUUCUUCUGAAUUUCAAAUGCUACAAAUGUUUUCUACCACAAAUAUAUAAAUUGACUUUCUGGACAAGUAUACAUGCAAUGUGAAAUACAAUGCAAGGUAACAUGACUGUCAUCACUCAUUUCAUCCUUCUGGGAUUUGGGGAGCUUCAUGGUAUGCAGAUGUUACUGUUCAUGUUAUUUUUAACACUUUACAUAUUUACUAUGAUGGCCAAUUUCCUCACUGUUUUUCUAAUUCUGGUUGAUCACCGUUUGCAUACACCCAUGUACUUCUUCUUAGGCAAUUUGUCAUGUUUGGAAAUGAUGUACAGCUCUACAAUCUUGCCUAAGAUGUUGGACAGUUUUUUAACAGGGGAAAAAUACAUCUCUUUCAAAGGAUGUAUUACACAGUUCUAUUUCUUUGCUUCCCUGGGUAGCACAGAAUGCUAUCUCCUCUCUGUGAUGUCUUAUGAUCGAUUUUUAGCCAUAUGUAAACCUUUGCAUUAUGCGACUGCAAUGAGAAUUACACGCUGCAUCCAGCUAGCUGCUGUGUCUUGGAUCAAUGGCGUGGUAUUUACAUCGGUAUAUUUGAUCUUCAUGUUACAGCUUUGGUUCUGUGGCCCCAAUGAAAUUGACCAUUUCUUUUGUGAAUCCUUGCCAUUAAUAAAGCUUUCUUGCAGUGAUACUACAUUUGCAAAAUAUACUAUUGCAAUCCUGGCUUAUACAUUUACGUUUCCUCCUUUUAUUUUGACUUUUAUGUCUUACCUAUUUAUACUAAGAACCAUUUUGAGAAUAUCAUCUAGAAUUGGGAGACAAAAGGCCUUUUCUACCUGUUCCUCUCAUCUGAUUGUUGUGUCUUUUUUCUAUGGGGCAAUAACAGCUGUGUACCUGAUGCCAGAAACUGAAGAAAUGAAAAAUUAUACCAAAUUCUUUUCUCUGUUAUACACAGUGUUUCCCUCACUACUCAACCCCCUAAUAUAUACAUUGAGAAACAAGGAUGUCAAAGAAGCCCUGAAGAAGCUAUUUGGUAGAUUUUGGAAAAAUAGGUUUCUACCGUGUAUUUAAGAGAUGCAAUAAUGGAGCUUACUUCUAGAAAACUUCUAGAAAUACAGUUCAAUAUAUAUAUUCAAUAUGCAGGUGGAUAGCUCCACAUUUUGAAUUAGCAAUUGUUAUUUGAAUUUCUCCUUCAUGGAACCAUUAAAAUAAUCAUAUAUUAUAGCUUUAUCUAGUUGGAUUUCAUUAGGAUCAAAAUAAAGAAAACUACUUCUUCUUAAUUUUCCACCUUAAUACCUUAAUAUUUUAGUCUUCAAAACCUGGUAGGCCAUGAGACCUAUAGAGUCCUUGGAACUGGUAAGAUAUUAGGAUGGUUAUAUAGUUAUUAACAUUUGCUGUUUGCCUAAUGUUUGUCUUUUAUAGUGUGUUUUUAACAGCUUUUAAAGGCAACAACAACAACAACUAUGAUGAUGAUGAUGAUGAUGAUGAUGAUGAUGUAUAUAUUAUGGUUUUUUUUUAAGUUUUGCUGUAUGCUGGCCAGAAUCACUUGUUUUCUGAUUUGGGUUGCUAUAUAAAAUUGAUGAAUAAAUAAAUAUUGACAAAAGG
Molecule: messenger RNA, 1785 nt
Organism: Crotalus tigris (Tiger rattlesnake)
Lineage: Eukaryota; Metazoa; Chordata; Lepidosauria; Squamata; Viperidae
Product: olfactory receptor 10A7-like
Exons: 2
Coding region: 301-1251 (316 amino acids)
Biological process (GO): G protein-coupled receptor signaling pathway
Cellular component (GO): membrane
Molecular function (GO): G protein-coupled receptor activity; olfactory receptor activity
Source: RefSeq, a predicted model, not a curated record